ACUCAAUCACCAUUCAGUUGCGGCUCUCGUGCUGGACACGUUGCUGCACCAUCGAUGCACGACCUUGUGAGGCCUGAGCCUUGGUCGCUUCGUCGCCUCGCUGCACUAUUUCCGGCCUCACUGCCCUGUUCCCGGCUUCGGUGCUUCGCUCCCAAGCACUCAAUCGAUCCAUUCAGACCGUCGAUCGAGUUCUCCAGGGGUUACCGCCCCGAUCUGACAUCUCUGACGAUGGUAACCAGCAGCAAUCUUGUUCCCAGUGUCGUAAAACCGGCCAUGUCUGUGCGUGAAUGAGGGUGCCCACGACUGCCUACUGCAGCCCUCGGCGUUAAACUCGCUUGCUCCCUGCCCAUGCGGAUUACACCAGUUGGGUGACUGUCCGAGCGCAGUGGAUGUGCAUGUUAGAGAGACCCUGGACCGAGUGUCCGAGCCCCCGAUCCGCGCGACAUGUGAAUGACAGCGCAAAUAGUGUGGGGUAACCAGUCCGGCGAUUUGAACAUCCGGGGUAGACGGACCUGCAUCAGCGUGUCCUUCACACACCUUGUAGAUCAUCAUGUAUCACCAUAUAUCACAUCUCCGCCAUCGUAACAUGACGCACACAAAUAUUUCAUCCUGCACCCAAUCGAUAGCUCCUCCCCAGCGCACCAAAGCGAAAGGCGCCCGCACCGCCACACGUCGGCUGCUUGAAGUCACCGACGCGCGUCAAAAGGUUAAUCCCGGCGCCCAUCCCCACACGUCAUGCCAUCACCGCGAGGCCCGACCUCUCAUCUUCUCUGAUGCUUUCACUCGUUCUUUUCCUCGCGUGUCAGGAGACUGCCCCACAUUUGGGUUUCCGGGUCAGCGACAGCUCCACUCAGCCUCCACCGUGCCAGAGUCGGGUGACGCCCCCCGGGACAGGCGCGCGGUCUUCUUAAAUUUAUAAGAGCGAGACGUGCCGGCAGCCACGGUUCUCCCCCUUCUCGCCCCCCAUUUCCCCCCGAUGGACCACACAGCGCUGCAAGCGACCAACGCGGCCCGUCGCGCCGAGCUCGCCGGCCCAUCGGGCCUCCUUGGACUGUACCACAACCCGCGGCUGCUCCGGCUCGCGAUGACCACCACCUUGGGCGCCCUCUGCUACGGCUACGAGCAGGGCGCGUAUUCGCAGGUCCUCGUGAUGGAUGCGUUCACCAGCAACCCCAAGUUCGCCCGGAUCGCACACGACUCGUCGUUCAAGGGGUGGAGCGUCUCCACACUGGGGCUUGGCGGUUGGGCCGGUGCACUUUCGAAUGGUUAUCUAUGCGACAGACUGUCUCGCCGGUGGACUCUGCUCGUCGGCGCGUUUAUAUGUUUGUUGGGUACCGCAUUGACCACCGGCGCGCAAAAUGUCGCUUGGAUGGUAAUUCAACUCAUCGUUCUCGAAUCCACGCAUAUCUUCAACUCCCCACAGUUCGUCGGCAGAUUCUUUAUUGGCUGGGCGGUCGGCAGUCUAUCGGCAGUGGUACCCUUGUACAACUCUGAGAUCUCCCCUCCUGAGCUCCGCGGCACGCUCGUCUCAAUCCAACAGCUGGCCAUCGUUUCCGGUAUUUGCAUCUCAUUCUGGGUCGGCUACGGGACCAACUUCAUCUCAGCCUCCAAUUCCGUCUCAUGGCGGCUCUGCCUCGCCGGCCAAGGCAUCCCCGCCCUCCUCCUCGCCGGUCUGACGCUCACAUUGCCGUACACGCCGCGGUGGCUAGUCCGCAAGGGGCGCCACGCCCAAGCGCUCGAGACUCUCGCGUGGCUGCGCAACAUGCCGCCAGACUCGGAGAUCGUGCAGCUCGAAUUCGUCGAGAUCCAGGCCGAGGCGAUGUUUGAGGCCGAGGUUACCGCGGAGCGAUUCCCUCACCUGUUGGGCAAAGGUGCAGGAAAGGAACUGAAAUUGCAGAUCGCUCAGUUCGGCGAGCUGUUCGCAACUAAGCACAUGUUCAAACGAACCGCCGUGGCGUGUCUCACCCAAUUCUUCCAACAAAUGACCGGGAUCGAUGCAAUCGUAUACUACGCCCCGACGAUAUUCCAGUCCCUCGGCCUCCCAGGACACACCGUGUCGCUCCUCGCAGCAGGCGUCAUCGGAGUGGUGUUCGUGAUAUCCACCCUCCCGGCGAUUGCGACGAUCGACCGGAUCGGCCGCCGGCCCCUGCUGAUUGUGGGCGGCGCGGGCAUGGCAGCGAUGCUCAUCCUCGUCGCAGCGCUAUCCGCGACGUACCAGCCGCGCUGGGAAAAUACGGCCGCGGCCUGGUCGACGGCUGUAUUUCUGUGGUUGUAUGUAGCGUUUUUCGGCAUGUCGUGGGGGCCGGUGUCGUGGACUGUUAUAUCUGAAGUGUUUCCACUGUCCACCCGCGCGCACGGCGUCGCUCUAGGCGCAUCGACGAACUGGAUGACCAAUUUCGUCGUGUCGGUCGUCGUCCCCGACAUGCUCUCCGCCAUAACCUACGGAACAUACCUAUUCUUCCUCAUGUUCCUGCUGAUGGGUAUCGCCUUUGCGAUCUGGGUCCUGCCCGAGACGUACGGCAAGUCGCUCGAGGAGAUGGACAGCGCGUUCGGGAGCGCGGGGCACGGCGGCGCGGAAAACGCCCGGAUGGAGCGCAUCCUCUGGAGUCUGCAGGGCGACCUCCGCGCGCUGUCGGCGGACAACGUAAACAAAUCUGAAUGAACGAGACGAAACGAAACGAAACGAAAUCAAUGUACUUUUCCUUUCGCUUCCGAGGCCCUUUGUGUUGCGUGUGGUUAGACCGGUCCGGGAGCGUUUGAUAAAGGUCGUGACGGAUCUACGCGCGAGUGCUAAACAAGUCAGGGCAGUGUCCGUCAGACUGAGCGUUCGAGCGGUAGCUUGGCAUCUCGUCACGCGCCAUCGUGUUUACGUCCGCGUAUAAAGCGUCUGUGUGAGAAAGCAUCAUCCAAGUCGGUCAGCAGCAGCAGCAGCGUUGCGACUCAAAAAUUGAAACCCAGCCCUGAUCAUGCGAUUGACCUGCCUCUUCCUCUCGACCUUCCUGGUCGUGAUCUGCAUCUCGACACCGCGCACUCUCGGCCAAAGCGUAUGCGCAUUCAAAUCAUCGCCGUCGGAAUGCCGCACGCUCUGCGCGCACUGCUGCGCUGCGAAUCCGCAGGACGAGGAGUGUAUGCACAAUCCGGGCACGUCCACGCCCUGCUUCAAUGAUUGCCUCAGCAUAUGAGGAUCGUUACGUAUGUAGUAUGAGGCUCGGUAUCGUUCAUUGCACAUGUCGAGCGAAAUUCCAGACGUCAGAGACAGACUAUCCGACACCAGCUCAAGUGCGCUUGAUAAAGGUCGUGACGGGCCAUCCAGGGCCUGACCGUCAAAACGCGCGCACUCAGCCAUGUUCUGAUCGAUGACAUCCCAGUCCGGGCAGUCAGUCAGUAUAAGAAGCCGCUGGCGAGAACGGCAAAACCGCUGCAGCCGCAGAUCGAACCAUGCGCUUCCACCUGCUCCUGUCCACCCUGGUCGUGCUGACCGUGUCGACGCGCAUCCUCGGGCAAUCAGUCUGCAUCGGGCACGGGACCGCCGCGCAAUGCCACAACUUCUGCGCCGAGUGCUGCGCUGCUCAUCCGACCGACGAGGAGUGCGUCGGCGCCACGCACCCGAGUCCGAUCCUCUGUAUCAACGAUUGCCUGGGGCGCUGAGGGUUCUAGGACCCGUCAAAAUCGACGAUAUGGGCGGGAUUCACUCGUGUAGAUUGGGCCUGAGUCGGGCUAGCCAUGGAUUGAUUGCCAUCUAAUCAAAGACUGCGAGAGUCGGAUAGAGUCGUCCAACAAGCCAUCUUGUCACUGGUUGUCAGUCCGUAAUGCCAAAUCUAAGCCUGAGAAUCCA
Mycena citricolor is the source of this 3835-nucleotide messenger RNA. NCBI's taxonomy places the organism in Eukaryota, Fungi, Basidiomycota, Agaricomycetes, Agaricales, Mycenaceae. The record is from the annotation of a GenBank genome assembly.